Messenger RNA from Lasiosphaeria miniovina, 3003 nucleotides. RefSeq names its product von Willebrand factor type A domain-containing protein. The transcript has 4 exons. The record is from RefSeq and is a predicted model, not a curated record. The coding region runs from base 364 to 2781 and encodes 805 amino acids. NCBI's taxonomy places the organism in Eukaryota, Fungi, Ascomycota, Sordariomycetes, Sordariales, Lasiosphaeriaceae.
GUGGUCGACUUUGUCUGCACCAUCAACCGUGACCGCGUCAUCCGGGGCGUCGUCAAGGAGCGCGAAGAGGCCCGCCAGACCUACAAGGCCGCCGUCGCUCGCGGCGAGACUGCCGGCCUCCUCGAGCAGCUUCCCGAGGCCAGCGAUGUCUUCACGACAACCAUCGGCAACGUGCCUGCUGGCGCCGAGCUCAAGGUCGACAUCACCUACCUGGGCGAACUGAAGCACGAUGCCGAGGUCGACGGCAUCCGCUUCACCAUCCCCACUACCAUCGCCCCGCGCUACGGCGCCUCUCCGGCCCCCUUAGCCUCGGCCACUGCCGUUGAUGCCACAGCCGGCAUUGACAUCACCAUCGACGCUGAGAUGCCCGAUAGCUCAAACAUCAAGAGCAUCCAGUCGCCGUCUCACCCCAUUUCGGUCACCAUCGGCAACACCUCAACUGGCGCUGCCCAGGGCGCGGCCAUGUCCCUCCAGAAGGCCUCGGCAAGUCUCUCGCUCGGCACCGUUGAGCUGGACAAGGACUUCGUGCUCCAAAUUGUCGCAACCAACACUGCCAACCCUGUCGCCGUGCUCGAGACCCACCCCACAAUUCCCAACCAGAGGGCCCUGAUGGCCACGCUCGUGCCCAAGUUCAACCUGCCGGCGUCGCGCCCGGAAAUCGUCUUCCUGUGUGACCGAUCCGGGUCUAUGGGCGACGGCAAGAGGAUCCCAAACCUGCAGGCCGCCUUGCGUGUCUUCCUCAAGUCGCUUCCCCUCGGUGUCAAGUUCAACAUCUGUUCGUUCGGCUCUCGCCACGAGUUUCUCUUCAAGAAGGGCUCACGGUCAUACGACGCCUCCAGUCUUGACGAGGCAAUCCGCCAUGUCGACCGCUUCGCUGCCGACUUUGGCGGCACCGAGAUGUACCGCCCAAUGGAGGACAUAUUCAAGAAGCGCUAUGCCGACAUGGAGCUCGAGCUGUUCUUGCUGACCGACGGCGAGAUUUGGGACCAGGCGUCUCUCUACGAAAUGAUGAACAAGUACAUCUCGGCGAGCAAAGGCGCCAUCCGCGUGUUUCCCCUGGGAAUCGGCAGUGCCGUCAGUCACUCGCUCAUCGAGGGCGUCGCUCGUGCCGGCAACGGCUUUGCCCAAACUGUGGGCGACAACGAAAAGAUGAACAACAAGGUGGUCCGCAUGCUCAAGGCGUCCCUGACCCCCCACGUGAAAGACUACGUGCUCGAAGUCAAGUACGGGAGAGAGCCGGCCAGAACCGCCGAAGACGACAGCGACGACGAUUUCGAGAUCAUAGAGAAGGUUAUGGAUGCCCUGGCUAUUGACGUACCCGAGUCGCAGCCGGGAGGCGCGGAGCCCCAGGCGCGCGCAGUCCCGAACAAGCCCAUCUCUCUCUUCGAUACAUCGGCCGACGUAGACGCUGAAAUGACUGAUGCGUCGCUCGGCAGCUCUGCCAGUGGCAAGUACUCGCACGUGCCGCCAGUGAGCGAGCCCAAGUUCCUUCAGGCCCCGUUCAACAUUCCACCGCUUUUCCCCUUCAGCCGGACCAGCGUCUACCUUCUUCUCUCCCCCGAGACCACCCAGAGGACACCAAAGUCGGUCAUCCUCCGCGGCACAUCUAUCCACGGGCCCCUCGAGCUCGAGAUCCCCGUCACGGUGCUUGCCGAGAAGGGCCAGACCAUCCAUCAGCUAGCUGCCAAGAAAGCUGUCUUGGAGCUUGAGGAGGGCCGGGGCUGGAUAUACCAGGCCAAAGACGCAAAGGGCCCCAACGGCAAGCUGCUCAAAGACAAGUUCCUGGGCCGCUUCUCGGACAUGGUCGAGCGUGAGGCCGUGAGACUUGGCGUCGCCUUCCAGGUUGGCGGCAAGUGGUGCAGCUUUGUUGCCGUCGAAAACGGCAACGAGAGAGAGUCUGCACAAGAGACAACACCUGCACAAGUGCCGGACAAGAAUAAAAAGACUCGCAAAGGUGGUGUCGACACGCGUGCACUUUCAAUCUCGUCCGAGCCACUCGCGAGGAUGCAUACGGUGGCAAAGGCUGCCAUUUCUGCGGAUUUAUCGCAGGCUUCUCCGCAGCUUUCUCACGUUUCCUCGCCCAGGGCUAAGGGGGUCCCAGGGAUGGUCUCGAGUCUUGCUCGAAGGUCUGUAGCUGCACUAGGCGGCGGACAACAAAUGAUGCAGCAGCAGCAGCAGCAGCAGCAGCAAAGAGGGGCAAUGUCUUUCGGAGCUGCACCAGUCGUCGGACAACAAAUGAUGGCGAUGCAGAUGCCGCAGCCCCAGUCAAUGGCGUUAGGUGCACCGCCUCCUCCUCCGCAGCCUGCUCCCGCCCCCAUGUCGAAAAGAAAGCCGGCCAAGCUCCCGUCCUUCAUGUCGAAGAAACGCACCACCUCCGUCGACGAGAAAUACGACCAAGAUGAUGCGAUGGUCCUCGCGAACUACGAGAUCAGCGCCCCGGAGUCCGCGACGGAGGGCGGAAAGGAGGAGCAGACGCUCGAGGCGCUCGUCGCGCUGCAGACCUUCACGGGCGCCUGGGACUGGAACAGCAAGCUGCUGAAGACGCUCGGCCUCGUCGAGAAAGACGUCAAGGCCAAGGCCAAGAGCGCCAGCUUGUACCCCAGACCCGACUUACUCGCGACGGCGCUGGUCCUGGCGUACCUACAGGCCAGGCUAGCGGGCCAGCAGGACGAGUGGGAGAUGUUGGCCGACAAGGCCAGGGACUGGAUGCAGGGCGAGCUCGCCAGCCUGGGCGCCUUGUCUGCGGAGGAGUACAUUGAGAAUUUCAAGGGUCUUUUCUGAGUAUCUUUGGCACACGAAUAUUUCUAUGCCGGGGGGGGGGUGUUUUUGGCUACGGUCCUGGGUCUGUCUUGAAUGGACCUGCAGAAAAGAGACAGGAUUAUGAGAAUGACUUUGUAUUAAUUAGGACUCACAUCAGGAAGCCUGGCUGCUUUUUCCCUGGGCCGUACUAUGGGUGCCUGGCAGCUAAUCAUGGGUAAUCAAUAUCUCAUGAAUUUCUGACAU